CACCUCUCGACCAUCGAAUCUGAUAACCUUAGCAGGAAUCGCAAGCUGUAGUUCCAUCCGCUCAAAACUAAGACUUAAAAGAUGCAACGAACCUCUCUUGCCCUCGCUCGUCGGGCGAUCCGAUCGACCCGAACGACUCCCGCCCCUAUCCUCUCCACUCGCCAUAGCACCCAGAUCCGAUUCGCCUCGGCCCUCCCACCUCGCUCUUCAGCCUUCGCACAGCUCACGGAAUCCAAUAUUACCGACCUCCGAGCGCUCUUGUCUGCUCCGACUUCGCUCAUGUCGACUUUGGACGGGUCAGCGAGCGAGGACGAUCUGAGACCGUUCAAUGACGACUGGAUGAACAAGUACCAUGGAAAGGGUCAGGUCGUCGUCAAGCCCAAGACGGUGGAAGAGGUCAGCAAGGUCAUGAAGUAUUGUUGGGACAAAGGGAUCGCUGUCGUACCCCAGGGUGGUAAUACCGGACUUGUCGGCGGGUCCACACCAAUCCACGACGAACUAAUCCUUAAUCUCUCCAACCUCAACUCCAUCCGAUCUUUCGACACUGUCUCCGGUACUCUUACCGUCGACGCCGGUGCGAUCCUCGAGACGGUCGACAACGAGCUUGCGUCUCACGGCCACAUCUUCCCUCUCGAUCUCGGUGCCAAGGGUUCCUGCCAGAUCGGAGGGAACGUAGCUACCAACGCCGGUGGACUCAGGCUUUUGAGGUACGGAUCCCUACACGGGAGCGUACUCGGUCUGGAGGUCGUGUUGCCGGACGGAACCAUCUGGGACGGUCUGGGAGGCGGCUUGAGAAAGGAUAAUACGGGAUUCGACAUGAAGCAGCUGUUCAUCGGGUCCGAGGGCACUAUCGGAAUCAUCACCGGUAUCACCAUCUUGACCCCCAAGCGACCGAGCGCCAUGAACGUCGCCGUCUUCUCCCUUCCAUCUUACGAAGCCGUUCAAAAGGUCUACACAGAGACCAAGUCCCACUUGGGCGAGAUCCUCUCGGCCUUCGAAUUCUUUGACAAGCAGGCGUAUGACCUCGUCAGGCGUCAUCAGAAGGAAGGAGGGGAGGCUGACCGAAAGGUCUUUGAGACCGAGGGCGAGUUCUACGUCUUGGUUGAGACGGGCGGCAGCAAGCAGGAACAUGACGAGGAGAAACUCCAAGGAUUGCUAGAAAACUUGAUGGAGAACGACUUGAUUCUCGAUGGUGUGCUCGCUCAGGACACGACGCAAUACCACUCGCUUUGGAAGCUCCGAGAACUUAUUCCCGAAUCCGCUGGCAAGUCCGGCUCGGUGUACAAGUACGAUCUCAGCGUGCCCGUCCCCAAGAUGUACUCGCUGGUCGAGAAGAUGCGGGCGAGAUUGUCAGAAUCCGGUCUGUUCAAGGAGGAAGGUGGAGGCCGCAUCAGGGAGAUCGUCGGGUACGGUCAUAUCGGGGAUGGGAACUUGCACAUUAACAUCUGCGCCGACAAGUAUGACGCCGAGAUCGAAAAGGUCAUUGAGCCUUAUGUCUACGAGAUUGUUGCCGCCGAGCGGGGGUCGAUCUCGGCGGAACACGGAUUGGGUGUGAUGAAGGCCCCUUACAUCGGCUACUCGAAGGACCAGACCAGCAUCGACCUGAUGCGACGGGUCAAGCAGAUGUUUGACCCCAAGGGAAUCCUCAACCCUUACAAGUUCAUCUUGUAGAGCCAUGAUGUCUAGCCAGGAUGUUUUAGCUAGGGCUAGAUAUUGUAUCGACCGAGACGGGUUUGCCGAUAGAUGCGAAUAUACAUGACACAGGCGUGCGAACAGGAAGAACCACGCCUGUG
Molecule: messenger RNA, 1793 nt
Organism: Filobasidium floriforme
Lineage: Eukaryota; Fungi; Basidiomycota; Tremellomycetes; Filobasidiales; Filobasidiaceae
Exons: 5
Coding region: 82-1671 (529 amino acids)
Cellular component (GO): mitochondrion
Molecular function (GO): FAD binding; catalytic activity
Source: RefSeq, a predicted model, not a curated record